CGAUGCGCUUCUCGUCUCCAGAACCUCGUCUCCACAAGCAUGUCCUCAGACACGCUGCCACGGUGGCAUGAAGCGACCCAAAAGACCCCACCAGGACACCAUUUGCUCAGUGGCCAUGGCUAUUAACCAUGCAGCUGGACCCAGAUAUGCCAAUAGUUUCCUUCUGUCAGAGAAAAGUCCCUUUGGUGCUACACUCAGUGCAGACUCUCUGAAUAUGCCAGCGAAGCACAAGAAAGCCCUGCGGACUGCUUAAUGCUCUUUGUUCCAUCUGAGUUGUAGGUGGCAACACAGAAACCAAAUGCCAUGGAUGUUUUUAAUUUUACAUACUGGAAUGCCUCCGAAGGCAAUGAGACAGAAGUCUUGGAAGAAAAAGACAGCCCUUACAAGACUGUGGAGGUAGUAUUCAUCGUGUUGGUGGCUGGUUCCCUGAGUUUGGUUACCAUUAUCGGCAAUAUCCUAGUCAUGCUUUCCAUCAAAGUGAACAGGAACCUACAAACUGUCAACAACUAUUUUUUAUUUAGCCUUGCAUGUGCUGACCUAAUUAUUGGACUGUGCUCUAUGAACUUGUAUACAGUAUACAUAGUAAUAGGCUACUGGCCCCUGGGACCAGUUGUGUGUGACUUGUGGUUGGCUUUGGACUAUGUUGUCAGUAAUGCAUCUGUCAUGAAUCUCCUCAUAAUAAGCUUUGACAGAUACUUCUGUGUUACCAAGCCCCUAAGCUACCCUGUAAAGAGAACCACCAAAAUGGCGGGAAUGAUGAUUGCUGCAGCCUGGGUCCUUUCUUUCAUCCUCUGGGCACCGGCUAUCCUCUUCUGGCAGUUCAUUGUUGGUGGGCGGACUGUGCCUGAGAAAGAGUGCUACAUUCAGUUUUUUUCCAAUGCUGCAGUUACUUUUGGAACUGCCAUUGCCGCCUUUUACUUGCCUGUCAUUAUCAUGAUUCAGCUGUACUGGCAAAUCUCAAGAGCAAGCAAAAGUCGAGUGAAGAAGGACAACCGCAAGCCAUCAGGGUCAAACCCAGAACCCUUGUUAUCUGGCCAGAGGAGAGAGAGCACUCCGAAACCCAACAAUAACAAUGUACCUGGGGAGGAUGGAGUGCAUUCCCAGAACCAGAGUGCAGAUAAUGGGGCCAACCAGCAUGAUGGAAAACUGCAAAAUGGCAAAGGACCUUCAUCCUCUGCUGCUGACGUAGAAACUGAGGGUGACAGUGUGGCAAAAGAGAACUGCGCUCCUGCAGAGGAGAAAGAGAGCUCAAAUGACUCAACAUCCGGCAGUGUGCCGGCUUCUAAUCAGAAGGAUGAAGAACAAGCUGCGUCCACAGCAAACUCUAGUGCCCAGCCCACCCAGCAGCUUCCACGGCAGCGAGCCAAGGCAGGGGGCUCCAAACUGACCUGCAUCAAGAUCAAGACCAAGUCCCCAAAGGGUGACUACUACACACCAUCAAAUACCACAGUUGAGAUUGUCCCAACCACGGAACGUCAGAACCAUGUGGCGAGGAAGAUCGUGAAGAUGACAAAGCAGCCUCCAAACAAGAAGAAGAAAGGGGCUCCGUCACGGGAGAAAAAAGUGACCCGUACAAUCAUGGCCAUCCUGGUGGCUUUCGUUGCCACCUGGACUCCAUAUAAUGUGAUGGUGCUCAUUAAUACUUUUUGUUCCAGUUGCAUUCCCAGCACUGUUUGGACUAUUGGUUACUGGCUGUGCUACAUUAACAGCACCAUCAAUCCAGCCUGCUACGCUCUGUGUAAUGUCACCUUCAAAAAGACAUUCAAACAUCUUCUUCUCUGCCAAUAUAAAAACAUAAGAUCAGCCAGAUAAAUACAAGCUCCCUUUGGAGGAGGCAUUGAGGUAUGAGUUGCCUGUGGGUGUUGUUUGGUAUCCAUGCAUAAGUGUUUCUGUGAAAGAAAUGUGUGAGAAUGAGACAAGAACAUUUGGAAAUCACUUUCUAUCAUUUUAUCAUUAGCUUUCCAGUCUCUCUAAAUAACUUGUUGUAGCACUUUACUCCUAUUCAACUGAAUUCAGUUAUGUGUUUUUGGAAGCAACGUAUAUACGGAGGGUUGUAAAAACUUAUUUACAGUUUUUACCUUGAAAAAAAUCAGCUAACACAUGGAGAGUAACAGUAAAGGAUGCUGAGCUGAUUGAAUAAAAAGAAAGAUAAAAGGCAGAGGAUGAUCUGCGCUCUAUGGAAAACUCUUCAAAUUGGGAAAAUAGGGCUGACUGAAUUUUCAAACCUUACAAGUUUGAAAUCCAGUAAAGAUACUUGUAGAUAACUGUACAUAAUUGGUGUAUAUUCUAUUUGUGUGUGCACAUGUGGGUGUGUGCUGGCUUCUUGUCUGUGUGCACGCCCACUUGUGUUUUUAUUUGCCUUGUUUCUAUAUGUGAUCAUCCUCAUCUUCCUACCAGCAAUAGAUAAUGUUAGAUUUCUGCUGACAGGUUCUCAUCCUGAUUGGUAGUUAUCCUACCUAACAAAAAGCGUCAGUAAAUAUCAGUAGGCACAAAUUACCAAAUAUUAAUGCAAUAAAGUUUCACUUGUCAAAUUUGCACACUAACUAGAAGAACUGGUCUACCAAAAUGAAACAUUUCUAAUUCUGAAAUAUUACUCCAAAUAGCUAUAAUGAUUUCAUAUUAGUUCAAAAGAGUAUGAGUUUUUUAAGCUAAAUCAUUGCAGUAUAUAUCUUUAACAUUUGUGGGGUGUUUGGAUCCUUCUAGAAGACAGUCUAAGAAGAUUACUAUACAAGGUUCCCAUCUAAGUCUCUCGAUAGUAAUAUCAUAUUCUGUGCAUAUUCUUUAUUAAAAUGACACCAAACAUUUGACAAAUUGGCAAAGAACAUCAGAUUUUAAGGUUUCAAAAACAUUUUCUGAUUGUUCAAGACAAUCAAGAUUAGAGAUGCAGCAAGAAAUCAGCAAGUUACUGGAGUUGGAAUAUCUUUACAUUUGACCAGUGUUCAAAUUCCAUUCUUGGGGCCAAAAUCCAGCAUGUUUUAGAUGUGAAAUUAAAAAGAAAUUAAAAUUCAGCAAAAUCACAACUUGUGCUGAACCAGGAAAAGAGAUGCAGCACUCCUGGCCCUAAAGGACAGAAACUCAUCAACACUAUCCCAAUGGUUCUUCAGAAGAUCAUCAUUUUCUCUAGAUGGUCACAGCAUGCACACCUGUAAAAUAGCACAUUUGUGAUAUAAUGUCCUGAAUUUUCAAAUCCUACUGAAAAUGUGUUAAUUGUGGAUAAAAACAAAUUAAGGCUUGGAAAAGUCCUUAUUUGUGUGACUUUUUAUUUUGCCAAAAACAAGAAUAUACUGAAACACAAAGCCUAAUUUGGACCAAUCAAAUUAAUCUAUAAAUAUAAUGAGGAGGAUUAUACUAAGAGGUUAUGACAGGGACUCUUAUUUCUGUUAUCACCUCAUCACAUUUCUAUUUUGUGAGGCUAUUAUUUAAAAGAAUUUAGUGAAUACAACCUGUCAUGUACUAUUAACCUGAAAAUAAAAGUGACUAAAUGAAGGCAUACAGACCAGACAACCGUAAAAGAAAAGAAAAUAUAUUUAUAUAUGGCAUGAAAUCGUUCAGUCGCACUUUUUCAUUUGCCGCAAUUCUCAUCACUUCAGCUUUUGCUGCUGACAGGAUGUCAGGUGUUGAUUUUUAUGGCAGCUAUUAAGCUAUUUAUUUUUUGCUGUCAAGUUGCUAAGAACACAGUGAGUCAAAAGGAGGUAGGAGCUCGGAGCUGUCCUGUUUUAGGGUCUGUGGGAGGGCAUUUUGUGGUGUAUGUGUUUGUGUUUGUGUGUGUGCAGAGGAGUGGAUGACCUUGUUUGAUCUUUCUGAUUUGUUGAUGGACAUCACAACAUGUAUUGCAUGGAUAAAAUUUGUCAACUUCUAGAUGUGUGUGGGAAUACGUGCUGAUGUACAUUUGUGUUCUCCAAGUGUGGAGUUUACUUCUGAUCACAGGUCUCAGCCUCGUGACUUAAAAAAGGGCUAUUUUUAUGUCUCCAUACACUUGUUGUGACUCCUCCGUUUUAUCUUGUAAUUGAUUCUAACUCAUCGUAGUUAAAUUAAAUGUGAUGAGUAGCUGUGUUUAUUUUAGUGCUAGAAGAAAUGAGAAAAUAUUAAUUUACCAAGAGGCAUGUUCCGUGUUUUCAUGCAUGUCAUCCAUCAUUUCAGCCUAUUAGACCAUUCUCAGUUACAGUAAUGCAGCUUGCUCGUUGGAGUGAUGAAUAUGCAGCAGCAUUUGCCAUCAGGAGGUUGCCACAGUGGCUGGUAGGGGGGCUUUGCUGAGAUUUACGCCUGCACCGGAUAGCUCCUUAAGGCUGUCGGCUUUAAAGAGAGAUCUGGGACAGAUCCUAUAAUGAAAACUCCCCAUGAGGCUGAUCAGAUUACGGGCCGAUGUGGAACACCUACAUUUUAAAUUAAAGGCUGCCCAUUACACGCUCAGCUUGUGGUUGGACGCUACAAGCCAGUGCCCCACUUACGGCCUUGCUCUUCUCGUGAUUCGUUAUCUUUGUAUGGUCUCUAAUUCUCUUAAGGUCAUGAGUGUAACAUAAAAAUAUUACAUGUACGAUUUUGUUGAGCACCCCAUUAUUUAUUAACGUUUUCUGUAUGUUGUGCCUAUAUUUCUGAUCUACCAGUAUUAUUUUCGAAACUUUUCACAAAGACCCAGUCCAUUUAUCUUUUCAAGUGAACUGGCUAAUUAAAAUUUUUACCACAUUGCAUAGAAUAAAAUAUAUUCUCUUUGAAAAUUUGCUAAUUUUGUCACAUUACAACCACAAGCUGCUGUUGAGAGGAAAAAAGCAUGUCUUGAGGGUUUUGCAUGUAGAGAAGUGGUUGCCAUUCUCCUAUGAAAAAUAGUUCAAGCACAGUCAGAUUAGAUGGAGAGCAUCUCUUAACAUCAACUUCCAAGUUUUGCUAAGAUUUUCAAUUUGAUUUAGGUCUGGACUUUGACUGGGCCACUCAAACACAUGAAGAUGCUUUGAUCUAACUCAUUCAAUUCUAGCUUGGAUUGCAUGUUUAGGGUUGUUGUGUUGCUGAAUGGUGAACCUCUGUCCUUGUCUUCAGGAGGUUUUCUUCCAGGAUUGCUUUGUAUUUAGCUUCAUCCAUUGUCCUAUCAACUCAGACUUGCCUCAACAGUUCAUUCUUGGUCUUGUCUAACUAGAGCACCUUCCUCUACAUUUGCAGUGUCCCCCACGUGACUUAUGGCACACUGCAAAUAGCCACUUGUCAUGGCUUUCUCAUUAAAGCCAGAUUAGUGAAAUGUAGGGCUUAUAGUUGUGCUGUUAAUGGAUAGUCCAACCAGAGCUCAUCAAGAGUUACCAUGGGCCUCUUGACUGUGUUUAUAUGGAGUUUAUACACGGGUGGACUUUAUUUACUAAUUGGAGGAAUUCUGAAGAUCAUUGUUUGCACCAUAUUUUAAUUGUAUGUGUGCAAACUUUAGAAUUAUUUAUUAAUGUCAGGGGUAAUUACUGACCGAAAAAGUUAAGUACUAAUAAAAUUGUUCAAACCAAAUGACGCACGCUUAUUUAAGGUAACAGAAAAGAUAAGUUAAAUAUGUAAUAGAAAUUGUCCUAUCAAUUCACAUCCAUCACAUGGAGGAGUGGAGCCAUGCCUGUCUGUCAUUUGUCACACAUCCAAACAGAAACUAAAAAGCUUUCCAAAAACAUCCGAUUAAUCUCAGCCUGGCUGUUGCUUGACAAAUACCAGCAGGAGAGUAAGUGGUGGUCCGAGGGUCUCACUUUGAGGGGUGCAUGAUGAAAGGUGAUGGCAUUUUAUCACUUCCUGGGGUGGUUUAAAGGGGGCAAGUUGCAUCAAACAAACAGAGGUGCUCACAGCAGGGACCAGCACUCUUGUAAACCAUUUUGUUCACUUUGUGGUGUAGAUGAAAACAAAGAGGUGUUGCGUAAGGUCUUGUGUGGAACUGAUAUUGGAAGAUAAUGGCAAAACAUGAGAGUAUUGUUUGGUGACAGUAAGUAUGGCUGCCAUGCAUGCAAAGGAGAAACAAAUCUGAUGGCAGUACACAAUGGUAUAAAAUAUAUUUACCAUUGUGCACUGCUAUUAGAUUUGUUUCUUCUUUGCAUGCAUACAAAGCAGAAACAAAUCUGAUAGCAUUACACAAUGUUCGAAACUAUAUCCAUCCCUCCGCCUUGAAUGACCAACGCAAAGUAGUGCAUAACUGAAAUGGAAAACAUGGGGGUAUGGUUAGGAUCCUGCUGAACUGCUGGAAGGCAAAUGUCCACCACACCGUUAACACUUGUGCAAUCUAAAAAAUUUUUUCUUGAAGGAUUGUCCUGAAUGUAUUCAGCUCUAUACAUCUUUCUAUCAACUCUGAUCAGCUUUCUUGCCUCAGCCUAAACACCCCAACAGCAUGAUACUGCCACCACCAUGGGCCACUAAAUAGUUGUCUUGUUUUUUUGUGGAGUACAGUGUUAGUUUUCCACCACCUAUGGCACUUUACAUGUAAUGGAUUAAAUUACACACAGGCAGACUCUUUUUACAAAUUAGGUGAGUUCUGAAGGCAAUUGAUUUAAUUUAAUUUUUUUAAGGGAUAGUUUUUCAAAAGGGGCUGAAUAGAUGUGUAUAACACACUUUUGACAAACUCAAAACCAUAAAAGCUUUUGCUUUCACUUCACUUAUGCACUACUUUGUGCUGGUCUAUCACAUAAGAUCUUAAUGAAAAAACAAAAUAUGUAAAUAGGAUUUGAAUACUGCAAGGUACUAUACAAAUGAACCAGAUGAGCAGGAAAUGUGGGGACAAGUGGGGUCUGUUAGAAACAAGAUCCAACUCUACAGGCACGUGGACCGUGUUUGGAGAAGCCUUAGCUACGCUUUGGAUAGGUCAGCCAAGAAUUUUAAUGUUCUAAGACAAAAUCCACCAUCUGGUGUAUGUUAAGCUGCUGUUUACUAUCCCCUCAUGCUCCGUUCACUGUGGCCCGUACAAACAGAAUUUGCUGUUUUGUGGUUUUAUGGUCACAACCUUCGCAUUUUAUGAUUCCACUAAAAUGGCUGUGUAUUCAUUUUUAUGUCAAAUUGGACAAAAAUAAACUUGGUAUGUGUAAUCAUCAGAUCAUCAUGUGCCGUGAGAGCUAGCUGGGCUCCUGUUCAUACGGCCUAUAUCAAAGGGCUACUGCACUCCUUUUAUGGAGAACGCGUGACAUGUAAUGGUAAUCAGAGACAACUUCAAAUUGAUGGCUUCUCUGGCUUUUAUUCUAGAAGGUGUGGGUGUUGCUGAGCACAUUCUGAUGGAAAAGCGCCUUCUCCAAAUUUAGACUUUUUUUUUUUUUUUUUACUUUUAAUGAUGGAUAUAUCGCCAGAUUGUACAGAGCAGUUUGAAGUGCCUUAACCAGAAUGACAUGAAUAAAUUGCUCUUUUUAUCUAUGACUUCUUGGCACAGUUUUGGAGUGUGUUUGUUAAGACUGUGCACAUUUAAGAAAAAUGCAACCCAAUCUUCCCAAAUAUAACCUCAUUGUAUUUUUCUUGCUCCAGCUCUGAGCUCCUAUUCUUUACUUUCAAUUUAACUUAUUGCAGAGGAAAUGAAAAGUUAAGGCUGAACUAAAUUAAUAAUCUAAAUGUCUUUAAGUUAAUUUAUCAUCACUAAAACAAUAAACAGUCAUGGCAGUGAUAAAUAUCAGUAAUAUGAUGGGCUGGUUUUUGUUGUGUUCACAAUUGUUGCACUGAAAAAUGUGCUGUUUAGCCUGUGUGUGUCUGUCAUCAUUACGAAACAGUGCUGUCAUUAAUUCAAGUGUGUGUGGCUGUGUGUGCACAUUGUUCGCUGUAAAAUAUUUUUAGUUUUCUCCACUUUUGGUCAUUUUUAACUAAAUUGGACGAAAUAACCAGACAGAAAUCAAGGAAGAUCUGUAAUUUUUCCUCAUUUUUGCCUUUUUAAAAUAAUGUUUCCUCAGUAAAAAUGUUUCCAAAGACUCAGACACAUUUUCUGUGCUGUAGGAAUAAAUGUAGUUACAUGAUAUUGUAAAUUUUUUUAUCACAUUUUGUAAAUCUGCAACUUUUAUCAUUGUACAGAGUGUAGUACUGCAAAUUAUUAUAUGAUCUGUGUACAGCUUGUUGUUUUUUUUUUUUUUUUGAGAAAACGUUAUUCACAAUCUAUGAAUAUUGUGAAUUAUGAAAGGUAUAAAGGGUAUAAAGAGGGUAUGACUAUAGGUGCAUUUCUGAAGUUUCAUGAUUUGCCAAAAAAGGAUUCUCACUGUGCAAUAUGAACACUGUACAGUAACUAUUUCACAUGAUAGAAAACAUCCAGAGGGACUUUAAGAAUGAUUUCCGCAGCCAAAAAAAAGCGGGGGAGAAAGUGAAAACCCCAGAGGAUGACAAAGGCUAAAACUAGUUUCAGUGUGGCCCUAAAACCCAGAGGCAAUGGCUUUCAUUUUGAUUUUCACCUGCAUAUUUUUGAGGCUUCAUUUUUACCCUGGGAAGAAGAUGGUUUACUCAAUGGGCACACUACAUAUAUAUAUAGAUAUAUAAUUCUAUAUAUAUAUAAUUUAUUUGUCAAUCUUCCAGAGAAGUUUAAGUGGUUGUGUGCCCUUAUUUGAACUUCAAGGAGGAGGGGGCACAGAACCAAUCUGGAUUUGAAAUGGAACUUACAUAAAUCUUCAAAUAAAUCCAUAGCCUGCUGCAAGUGUUCAGCAUACAUUCAAGUGUUAAUUUUCCAUGUUUCCUCUGUAUUUGGAUGUUCAUUGUGUAUUCAAUCACUGUGGCUUGUGGUUUCUAUUGCAAUAGGAAAAAAAUAAUAAUGCAGCAGUUUGUUGUUUGCCUUGUAUAUAUUUCUAUAUGACAGUACAUUAUAUGUAACUCUGAUGCGGUACAUUUGAUAUGUACGUACACAUGGUAUAGCUAUUUGAAUGUCUCCCCAACCCUUCCUCACCUAUCCCUCCCCCCCUGCUAUGAUCCCUUUUGUACAGUAACAUUGGUAUUGAUUUCUGUUUUAAUGCAUUCUUGAUUAUUUGUUCUGAACAAUGAAUCUUGAGUGUUUUUCAUCACUGGCCACCUAUAAAACUGUCAGACAGACUCCUUUAGGUGGUUACAUUGUAUAAUAACCUCUUCAAAUAAAACUGACAUAAAAAUAUA
This is a messenger RNA of Girardinichthys multiradiatus, 9045 nucleotides long. RefSeq names its product cholinergic receptor, muscarinic 2a (gene chrm2a). The coding region runs from base 304 to 1812 and encodes 502 amino acids. The record is from RefSeq and is a predicted model, not a curated record. Gene Ontology annotation, biological process: regulation of heart contraction; adenylate cyclase-activating adrenergic receptor signaling pathway. Gene Ontology annotation, molecular function: G protein-coupled acetylcholine receptor activity. Lineage: Eukaryota; Metazoa; Chordata; Actinopteri; Cyprinodontiformes; Goodeidae. Gene Ontology annotation, cellular component: plasma membrane. The transcript is spliced from 3 exons.